AUGCCCAACAACUAUGUGCCGUUGAGUCGCGAGCAGUUUUGGGAUGGGAAUCGCGAAAUGAUUGGCCUGACAGCCGAGUAUCAGACUCGUGUUGAAAAAGCCGUCGCCGAGGGCUUUCUGAAGAACGGUCGCAGCCAUCCAUGGAAUCCCACGACUCCUCGACCAAAUAUGCCCAAGUUCUAUAUCAUGAACUUUGGGUCACAUCCGGUUCAAUGUGGAGUGAAUCAUGGCGAAUUGAGCAUCAGGGACUUGUUCGAACAUUUCGAAAAGGCGCAUGACAUUAAUAAGCCUUUCAGGAGGCUCAUCAUACUGGAAGAUUUGGAUCCGCGGAUGGCAGAGAUGCUCGGAGUCAAGCUAAACAUACCGCCAGAGUUUUGGCUUGCCCAUUGCGAUGAAACGUGCCGACUAAAUCCGGUUGAUGGGAUCCGAAAUAGACAAGGACGAUCCAGGUAUUGGAGAGUUUCUGUUCCACAGGUUCGAGCAGCGCCUACGAUGGUAGAGCAAGAAGAACCCGAAUACGUAAUCGAGGCAGGGGCUUUCAACCGGUUUAAUGUAGUCCUCCCUAAAAACGGGGCCCUGGGAUCUAUCGUAUUCUACAGUCUCGUUUCUUUCUGGGGCAUGCCGGAUGAAAAGGAUGGCUGGACAAUUGUUAUCCUUGUGGAUCCCCGGCAGACAACCCUUCGAAAGCUGAAGGAAGGACGGAAGACGGACAGGAUCAGUCUGUCGGAUAUUAGAUACAUCCGAUUGCAUUUCACCAAGGAGGUCAUCGUCGGCGCCAAUGAUGCACCACUCGUCGCUCCACAUGCCUGUGUGAUAUACGAUCACCUUCGCCUGGCAUACGAUAAAAACCUCGAUAUCAUUUCCGGCCUGGGGGAUCCCUUUGUUGCGACUGUUCCUGUCCGAAACCUCAUUUUCUCACUCUGGGAAGAAUUCGCCUGCCGCCAUCAGUCGGACCUUUACGACGAGCUCUUGUAUGACGAAGCUCAAUGGAGGGACUUUAGCAGCGCUGCAGCUGUAAAACGGCUAGAAAGCGACUUUGAUACCGACGGCGAGGCCUACCAGCAUAUUGUCAGCGAGGGACGCACCAUCCGCAAACACAGGCGUAUCAUGAAAGACAUCAGAGAUUGCUUCCUUGCCCCCGACGUUGACCAAUGGGGAGCAGAUUCUGGCAUUACCGCUUUGACAUUCGGCUCAGUCAUGGAUUCUACUCAAGGACAAGGCCCAGUGAAACAUUGGCAAGGCAUAGAUCACACCCAAAGACAAGUCGCGAUGGAACAAAGACGUUGGAACAAACUCGACGAUAUGAUGCAAGAGGUUGAGAGGACAUUUGAAACAUUCAUGGAUAACUUUGCGAAGCGGGCCGAUAUGCAACGUUUCUUUGUAAACAAUCGACAAGCUCGAAGCGCGGGGCAAUUGACAAAGCUAGCCACGGUUGCUGUCCCGUUUUCUAUAGUCUCAGCGAUAUUCUCGAUGGGAGGGGACUUCGCUGCGGGGGAGAGACUCUUCUGGGUCUACUGGGGCGUUGCCCUUCCGGUGACUGGGCUCUUGUUAAUCUGGAUCAUCUUUUCGGUCGAGAUUACCGAGUAUAGGAAAAGGGUUGAGAAUGAUCUCAAGAAGGCAUGGCCCAAGAGGACGAAGGGGAACCACCACUGCAAAAAUUGCACGUGCAACAAAGGUACCGAUGAGAAAGUGUGA
Colletotrichum paranaense is the source of this 1695-nucleotide messenger RNA. RefSeq lists its product as uncharacterized. Lineage: Eukaryota; Fungi; Ascomycota; Sordariomycetes; Glomerellales; Glomerellaceae. The record is from RefSeq and is a predicted model, not a curated record. The coding region runs from base 1 to 1695 and encodes 564 amino acids. The transcript is spliced from 3 exons.